AACGCCCGCGCCGUGUCUGCUUAUGAUGCUUCGUUCUCUCCGCGCUCCGUGUCCGACCUUCUUCAGACUUCACACCUCGCGCGCCGCCGCAGCUCCGAUCGGAAGAAGCUCGAUUCGUCUCCGACUCCGACGACCAGAAGCUACCGGCGACGCGAGCGGAGAAGCGCGGAGGGGAGGGGGCGCGCGCCGCCAUGGCGUUCGAGAAGAUCGUCGUGGCCAACCCCGUCGUCGAGAUGGACGGUGAUGAGAUGACUCGAGUUAUUUGGAAAUGGAUCAAAGAUAAGCUUAUAUUCCCUUUCUUGGACUUGGACAUAAAAUACUAUGACUUAGGUCUACCUAAUCGUGACGCUACUGGGGACAAAGUUACAAUAGAGAGUGCAGAAGCGACCCUAAAGUAUAAUGUAGCCAUCAAAUGUGCAACUAUAACUCCAGAUGAAGGACGCGUGAAAGAGUUUAAUUUAAGUGCAAUGUGGAAGAGUCCAAAUGGGACAAUAAGGAACAUUUUGAAUGGAACUGUUUUCCGAGAACCAAUCAUCUGCAAGAAUAUUCCUCGGCUUGUACCUGGGUGGAUAAAGCCCAUAUGCAUUGGACGACAUGCAUUUGGUGAUCAAUACCGAGCAACAGAUACAGUUAUUAAAGGUCCUGGGAAGUUGAAGUUAGUAUUUGAUGGCAGAGAGGAACAAAUAGAGUUGGAUGUGUUCAACUUUACUGGUGCUGGUGGAGUAGCCUUGUCUAUGUAUAAUACUGACGAGUCUAUUUGGGCAUUCGCUGAAGCUUCCAUGAACAUGGCUUACCAGAAAAGAUGGCCACUUUAUCUUAGCACCAAAAACACGAUCCUCAAAAAAUACGAUGGAAGGUUUAAAGAUAUAUUUCAGGAGAACUAUGAAACAAAAUGGAGAGCCAAGUUUGAUGAUGCAGGAAUAUGGUACGAACAUCGGCUGAUUGAUGAUAUGGUGGCCUAUGCCCUUAAGAGUGAAGGUGGCUAUGUUUGGGCUUGCAAGAACUAUGAUGGAGAUGUGCAGAGCGAUCUAAUUGCUCAAGGUUUUGGAUCGCUAGGUCUAAUGACAUCAGUUCUGGUGUGCCCUGAUGGUAGAACCAUUGAAGCUGAAGCUGCUCAUGGUACAGUCACACGCCAUUACAGAGUUCACCAAAAAGGAGGCGAAACUAGUACAAAUAGCAUUGCUUCAAUAUUUGCUUGGACAACCGGACUAGGACAUAGGGCAAAGCUCGAUGACAAUAAAAGACUGUUAGAUUUUGUACAAAAACUUGAAGCUGCUUGUGUGGGAACAGUGGAAUCUGGAAAGAUGACAAAGGAUCUAGCUCUUCUUGUACAUGGGCCAAAUGUUAGCCGAGAUAAGUAUCUUAACACUGUUGAGUUCAUCGAUGCUGUUGCUGAGGAUUUAAGAACAAGAUUGUCAGUAACAUCCAAGUUAUGAAGGAAUGAAUAGGGCAACGGCAGGGGACAUGUUAGGAUCCCAUGAUACAAAGUUUAUACAUUUUUACUUUGAAUAAGAGCGAUUGAAGCAUUGGUAUGCGCAGCUAUCAACCACGGUGCUCUGAUAAAAUCUGGUAAAGAUUGUAUGCAUACUCCAUACAACAAUGGAGGUGGAGGAGGAUAUUUUGCUCGAAAUAAGAAGUUUGAACUUUUAUUCGUCAGACUUCUACUUAUAACUACUUUGAUGAUUAAAUCAUGGCCGUGUAGCUUAGUUCUUCUAUGCCAAAAGAGCAAGUAGAACUAUCCUAAAGGUACCCACCACAAGUGGUGUUUGUGCUUUGUACCAUACAAACAAGACUGUUUAUUUACUACAGUAUAUAGCUUGGAAUAAAAAAGCAGGUGCAGAUCUGUUGGUAA
This is a messenger RNA of Oryza sativa Japonica Group (Japanese rice), 1852 nucleotides long. Its product is annotated as cytosolic isocitrate dehydrogenase [NADP]. Gene Ontology annotation, molecular function: NAD binding; magnesium ion binding; isocitrate dehydrogenase (NADP+) activity. Lineage: Eukaryota; Viridiplantae; Streptophyta; Magnoliopsida; Poales; Poaceae. The record is from RefSeq and is a predicted model, not a curated record. Gene Ontology annotation, cellular component: mitochondrion. Gene Ontology annotation, biological process: NADP+ metabolic process; isocitrate metabolic process.